CGCCCCGCUCCCGCCGUACCCGGCCCCGGCCCCGCGCCGGGCGCUGCCCAUGGGGAGCGCGGCCCGUCGGCGGCCCGGCACCGCGACACCCCGCCAUGCCCGCCUGGGCCAUCCUGCCCGUCAUGCUGCCCGCCUUCACCAUCACCGGCAUGUGGAUCGUGUACGCCAUGGCACUGUCCAACAACCACAUCUGCCCUGUGCACAACUGGAACUACAACCAGUCGUGUGGCCUGGACAGCCCCGGCUCCUGCUGCACACUGGAUCACAUCCCGCUGGUCAGCAAGUGUGGCACCCUGCCUCCUGAGAGCUGCUUCUUCAGCCUCAUCUGCAGCCUGGGCUCCUUCAUGGUGAUCCUGGUGGGGCUGCUGAGGUACGCCCACGUCCUGGAGCGCAUUGGGCCAUCGCUUCUCAACACCCUGGGGCUGGCUGCAGGCUGGCUCUGUGCUGCUGGGCUCACCAUGGUGGGCAACUUCCAGGUGGACCACGCCAAGGUGCUGCACUACAUUGGGGCGGGGGUGGCCUUCCCCACCAGCAUGCUGUUCGUCUUCCUGCAGUCCGUCCUCACGUACCGUGCAGCCAAGACCCACGGGCACUACUGGACAGGCCACCUGCGCAGCAUCCUCACCGCCGUGGCCUUCGUCACACUCAUCUUCAGCGGUGUGUUCUUCAUCCAGGAGAGUUUUGUUCUGCAGCACGUGGCCGCCCUGUGCGAGUGGGUGUUCAUCAUUGACGUUCUGGUCUUCUAUGGCACCUUCACUUUUGAGUUCGGGGCCAUCUCUACAGACACCUUUCUGGUGCUGCUGAGAGCCAGCCGGGCCCCCAAGAGCCACAAAGGGGAGGACAGCCUGCCUGGCGCGGAGGGGCUGCCCAUGCUCUGAGCUCCGUGCCACGAGCGUCUCCCACCCUAGUGCCUCUGGGUGUGUGUGUGUGUGUGUGUGUGUGUGUGUGUGUGUGCACAUGGUGCUCGGUACCUGCCCUCCCACCUGGGGCUGCAGCCCAUGUCCCUGCACAGGGGCUGGCCCUGCCUCCUUUCAGCUGCCGGGUGCAAUCAGGAUCCACUGCCCAGGCUGUGCCCAGUGGCUUCCCUGGGCUGUCUGUGCCCAUUCCACGCUCCUUAUAAGCCAGCAUGGGAGGCCUUGCAGGUCUGCAGCUGCUUGGGGUCUGCCCAGGGUGAGUGAGUCCUUUGUGGCCUCUGCCGUCCCCUGGGCUCGUGGGAGAGCAACGAGUGUGUGUGUGUGGACAUAGAGCUAUGUAUAUGUAUAUAUAUAUAUGUGUACAUACACAUAUUAUAUAGUUUUUCCUGUCCCUCGAGAGGGGUGGUUGCUGCUGCUGUGCGCGUUGAUCAGGUUGUGCUUCCCGACCAGCUCACAAUCGGCCUAGAACCCACCGGUACGUGUAGUUAAAGAGGAUUUUUUAUAUAUAAUAUAUUAAAAAAAAAAA
Coturnix japonica (Japanese quail) is the source of this 1440-nucleotide messenger RNA. It is a transcript of the gene TMEM150A, whose product is annotated as transmembrane protein 150A. Lineage: Eukaryota; Metazoa; Chordata; Aves; Galliformes; Phasianidae. The record is from RefSeq and is a predicted model, not a curated record.